Messenger RNA from Psylliodes chrysocephalus, 1209 nucleotides. The record is from the annotation of a GenBank genome assembly. Lineage: Eukaryota; Metazoa; Arthropoda; Insecta; Coleoptera; Chrysomelidae.
AUGGAAAAUUUUAUAGUUCCAGAGGGUUACGAAUACAUUUAUAUAAAUCAAAGUAGUUUUAGAACAAAACUACAAUCUAAAGAAGACGUAGAGAACUGGGUACACGAUUUAGAAGAAAAAACUAAAGUUACUUAUAGAAUAACUAAAACAUUCCUAGUAGGUUCGAAAAUAUUUGCGAAAAUGGAUGAGAGGGCUUUUAAGGGAGAAAAUAUACCAAAAAAUCGUAAAAGAAAAGUGGAGAGUGAGGCCAGAGUGAGUGGAAAUGAAUACGUGACUGGCAAAAGUAUGAAAAACAAACCUGCCACGGACAGGCAAAUGGUAAGGGAUCAUAUUAAUACCUUUCCACGGGAUGAAAGCCACUACAACAGGACUAAAUCAGAGAAGGAGUACUUAAGUUCAGACCUUAAUAUGAACAGGUUAUUUAAAGCCUACAAAAUAAAACACCCCGGCACUACUGUCACAUACAAAUUUUAUCGAUCAGUUUUCUUAAAGGAUUUUCCUAAGUUAUAUUUUAGAAAACCGCGAGUUGACACGUGCAAGACGUGUGACUCUCUCUUUUUAAAAUCGAAAAGCAAAGACGUCAUUGUUUCAAAACAAGCCAAAACUCAUCUUGAGUUGCAUCAGAGACAGGUGGAAAAUGUGUUAAAGGCAAUAAAGCAAGAUGCUGGGAAUAGAACUUUACCAGAAAGCGACACCUGUACCGUGACUAUCGACUUACAAAAAGUUUUUGCUCUACCGAAACUUACACAUACUAGUAUGUAUUAUAGUCGCCAGUUGUCGUGCUACAACUUCGGCAUCCAUGUUACUGACACUGCUGAUGGGAUCAUGUGCGUCUGGCACGAAGGGCAGUCUGGUCGAGGCGGAAACCAGAUGGCUUCUUGCCUUUUACAAGCCCUGAACACUGGACUCCUUGCCACCUAUAAACGCAAGUUGUGUGUAUGGAGUGAUAACUGUGCUGGGCAGUUGAAAAAUCGGAUGUUACUGUUUUUGUACAUUUUCCUCGUGGCCACUGGCAAGUUCGACACGAUUGAUCACAAAUUUUUAAUUUCGGGACACAGUUUCUCUGCUUCAGAUCGUGACUUUGUCAUAAUAGAGAAACGGGCAAGAGUUUCAAAAUUGAAUAAUGUUGAAGACGUAAAGAAAUGUAUCUUUACUGCAAGACCAAAACACCCCUUCAAGCUACUGGAUAUGGGAGAUUUUUUUUUAUAA